CUGCAGCAACGUCACCUCACGGUGCUGGCCCAGCACCCAGGGCCUCAUAGUUAGAAAGUCACCCCGGAGCCAGUCUUCGUGCAGACAAGAUGUUUCUUACCGUGUACCUCAGCAACAAUGAGCAGCACUUUACCGAAGUCCCCGUGACCCCAGAAACGAUAUGCCGGGAUGUGGUGGACCUGUGCAAGGAGCCCGGCGAGAGCGACUGCCACCUGGCCGAAGUGUGGUGCGGCUCAGAACGCCCCGUCGCCGAUAACGAGCGGAUGUUCGACGUCCUGCAGAGGUUUGGGAGUCAGAGGAGCGAAGUGCGUUUCUUCCUGCGGCACGAGCGCCCCCCUGGCAGGGACUUCGUGAGUGGACCACGGCCUCAGGACCCAGCUUUGAAGAGAAAUGGCGUGAAAGUUCCUGGGGACCAUCGGAGGAAGGAGAACGGGGUUAAUAGUCCUAGGAUGGAUCUGACCCUCGCUGAGCUCCAGGAAAUGGCGUCUCGUCAGCAGCAGCAGAUAGAGGCCCAGCAGCAGAUGCUGGCGACGAAGGAGCAGCGCUUGAAGUUUCUGAAGCAGCAGGAUCAGCGGCAGCAGCAGCAGGCUGCCGAGCAGGAGAAGCUCCGGAGGCUGAAGGAGAUCGCCGAGAGCCAGGAAGCGAAGCUGAAGAAAGUGAGAGCGCUCAAAGGCCACGUGGAGCAGAAGAGACUGAGCAACGGGAGGCUGGUGGAGGAAAUUGAGCAGAUGAACAGUCUGUUCCAGCAGAAGCAGAGGGAGCUGGUCCUGGCCAUGUCCAAAGUUGAGGAGCUGACGAGGCAGCUCGAGAUGCUCAAGAACGGCAGGAUUGACGGCCACCACGACAACCAGUCCGCCGUGGCCGAGCUCGACCGGCUGUACAAGGAGCUGCAGUUAAGAAACAAACUGAACCAGGAGCAGAAUGCCAAGCUGCAACAGCAGAGGGAGUGUUUGAAUAAGCGCAAUUCAGAGGUGGCGGUGAUGGACAGGCGUGUGAAUGAGCUGCGGGACCGGCUGUGGAAGAAGAAGGCGGCGCUGCAGCAGAAGGAGAACCUCCCCGUUUCACCUGAUGGGAACCUGCCUCCGCCAGGCGUGUCGGCGCCGAGUCGUGUGGCUGCCGUCGGUCCCUACAUCCAGUCGUCCACCAUGCCCCGGAUGCCCUCCCGGCCGGAACUGCUGGUGAAGCCGGCGCUGCCCGAUGGACCCUUGGCCGUGCAGCCUGCGGAGGGGCCCAUGAAAGUCCACACCCUGCCCAACAUGCGAUCCGGGGCCGCCGCGCAGACUAAAGGCUCCAAAGUCCAUUCACUCGGCCCCGACUGGAGUCCCCACGCAGACCUCUUCCCCAGCCAGGCCUCUGCCCCGAAAGGCGCCGGGAGUGCGCCCGACCCAGCUGAUGAUGGAGAGGCUCCGCCGAGGGAGAAGGAGAAGAAAGUGCGUCCCUUCUCGAUGUUCGACACGGUCGACCAGGCGGCCGCGCCCCCUGCCUUCGGGUCCCUGCGGAAGAACCAGAGCAGCGAGGACAUCCUGCGGGAUGCGCAGCUGAUGAUGGAGAGGUUCCGCCAAGGGAGAAGGAGAAGAAAGUGCGUCCCUUCUCGAUGUUCGACACGGUCGACCAGGCGGCCGCGCCCCCUGCCUUCGGGUCCCUGCGGAAGAACCAGAGCAGCGAGGACAUCCUGCGGGAUGCGCAGGCUGCAAAUAAAAAAGGGAAAGUACCACCUCCUGUUCAGGAGGCCGCAGACGGUGGCGGCCAGCUCCAUCUACUCCAUGUACACCCAGCACCAGGCGCCCGGCAAGAGCUUCCAGCAGGCCGUGCAGAGCGCCCUGACCAAGGCGCAGCCCCGAGGGCCGCACUUCCCCAGCGUCUAUGGCAAGCCUGUGAUCACUGCCCAGAACCCACAGCCCCCAGACAGCAUUUACUCCGGGAACCAGGGCAAACCCGGCGGCCCCGAGUCCGACACGGAGCCGGCCUCCUCCGUUCCGGAGAGCCACGAGAACGAGAGGAUUCCUCGGCCCCUCAGCCCCACCAAGUUACUGCCUUUCCUGUCGCACCCCUACCGAAACCAGAGCGACGUUGACCUCGAAGCUCUGCGCAAGAAACUGUCCAACGCCCCUCGGCCCCUGAAGAAGCGCAGCUCCAUCACAGAGCCAGAGGGGCCCAACGGUCCAAACAUUCAGAAGCUCCUGUACCAGCGGACCACCAUCGCUGCCAUGGAGACCAUCUCGGUGCCCUCCUACCCGGCCACGGCGAGCGCAGUGACCGCCGGCCCUGAGAGCCCCAUGGAAAUCCAGAACCCGUACGCACACGCGGAGCCAGAGAAGGAGGUGGCCUGUCUGGCCCCUGAGCCCGUGUCCCCGGAGGCGGCCGCCCACGCCAGCACAGCGAACAGUGACGUGCCAGCUCCUCCCCUGGGCCUGGAUUAUGUGUCCGAAGGCGCCCCGGACACUGGCCCAAGUUUCCCGAAUAACGUGGAAGAACCGAAUCCAGAGGCUCCCCACCUGCUGGAGGUAUACCUGGAGGAGUAUCCCCCUUACCCUCCGCCACCGUACCCCUCGGGGGAGCCGGAGGGGCUGGGGGAAGACUCCGGGAGCCUGCGUCCUCCUGAGAUCACCGGGCAGGUGUCGCUGCCUCCGGGCAAAAGGACCAACUUACGUAAGACUGGUUCUGAGCGAAUUGCCCAUGGAAUGAGGGUGAAGUUCAACCCCCUGGCUUUGCUUCUAGAUUCAUCUCUGGAGGGAGAAUUUGAUCUUGUACAGAGGAUUAUCUAUGAGGUGGAGGACCCGAGCCUGCCCAACGACGAGGGCAUCACGGCGCUCCACAACGCCGUGUGCGCCGGCCACACAGAGAUUGUGAAGUUCCUGGUGCAGUUUGGUGUGAACGUAAAUGCUGCUGACAGCGACGGGUGGACCCCCCUGCAUUGCGCUGCCUCCUGCAACAACGUCCAGGUGUGUAAGUUUCUGGUGGAGUCGGGGGCCGCCGUGUUUGCCAUGACCUACAGCGACAUGCAGACGGCCGCGGACAAGUGCGAGGAGAUGGAGGAGGGCUACACGCAGUGCUCCCAGUUUCUGUACGGCGUCCAGGAGAAGAUGGGCAUCAUGAACAAAGGCGUCAUCUACGCGCUCUGGGAUUACGAGCCUCAGAACGAGGACGAGCUGCCCAUGAAGGAGGGAGACUGCAUGACCGUCCUCCGGCGGGAGGACGAGGACGAGGUGGAGUGGUGGUGGGCGCGCCUGAGCGACAAGGAGGGCUACGUCCCGCGCAACCUGCUGGGGCUGUACCCAAGAAUUAAACCAAGACAGCGGAGCUUGGCCUGAAACCUGAUUGAAGGUAGUUAAUGAAGAACUAAUCUCUGUUACCGCUAAGAAGUCAUAGGAUUGUUUGGGGCACAAUCUCACAAGACUUAUUUCAGUGACGCCGUAACGUGAGAGCCGUGAGAACGCUCUGGAAGAAAUGAAGGAUGGAAGAACUCCCUGUUGGUGCAGGACGGCGGCACCAGGAAGUGGAGCUCGGGCGGAAGUGGCCUCACUGCGCGGGGACAGGCGUGCCAGGAGCACUCAGACACAGCGAAGCCUCUUUCCGCCAGAAGCAGGCCCUUGUCGGGCUCCUGGGAGACCCUUGGGGUUUCCAGCACCUGCCCCUGUGCCUGUCCCCCCAGGGGAAGGACCAGGGCUGUCACGGGCCACCCUGGGCCGCCUCUGAUGGCCCCAGCACCAGCUGCCCUCGGGGACCCCAUGAAGGCUCGAAAGUGCACACGCCCGUGCCCUGUCCGUGAAGAGCAGUUGGUAGCCAGUGAGCAGCGACUUAUUGUUACACGUGCUUGUAGCAUUUUAAGAAUUACGCAUAUAUUUGAAAUAUUGAAACCAAGCUACACUACAGAUAAUUAGGUUUGGAAUCUUGUUUUUAGGCCACAUUUGAAUCUAUAUUUAUUGCCUUUUGUAUCUUGGAAAUGACUUGUUAUAGAAUUACCCGUAAUACUUAGCAAGACCAUAGGUGACUUUGAAAACAGUUGUAAUAAAAGUACAUGUGGGACUUUG
Molecule: messenger RNA, 4031 nt
Organism: Myotis davidii
Lineage: Eukaryota; Metazoa; Chordata; Mammalia; Chiroptera; Vespertilionidae
Gene: TP53BP2
Product: tumor protein p53 binding protein 2
Exons: 19
Coding region: 90-3311 (1073 amino acids)
Biological process (GO): regulation of apoptotic process
Cellular component (GO): nucleus
Molecular function (GO): p53 binding
Source: RefSeq, a predicted model, not a curated record